UUCAUCAUAACACGACCACGUCACUCCACAUCCCGCUCGACUGAUUUGAGGAGGACUAGGUGGGCGCCUCUGUUUCGAAUGCGUACUGUUUAUAUCUAUCCUGGAUUAUGCUCAGUAUAAAAUUUACUUUAUUUGUGCACACACUCAAAGGACCAUAAAACGUUACUAACGUUUAUGAGGACACUAAAAUCUACGCUUUGCUACACUCCACGUCAACGAGCCAGCGCGGGUAGCAUUGACCAGAAAGAAGGCACAAUGUCACCAAGCGUGGAUACCGCAGUGACCAGAGUUCUCCCACUCCCCACCCACUUUGCACAUGCGGAACAGUCCUUCUCCUUGAAAAAGCGUCGGCACCCUUUCUGCUCCUCGUCCACGUCCAACUCUUCUGUCUCCACCCCUGAUCAACUGUCGCGUUCUCUGCCGCCGUUGGCGCCGUCAAAGGAGUCUCUCUCUGUGAGCCGCUUCUUCCAGCAAAAAGCGUCCCCCUGGACGCCCCUGUCUUGUUCGCUCAGCCAGUUGGCUCCUCCGGAAUCUGUGUACGACCCCAAAAAGCAGCAGUCGUAUUUCAAUCAGUGCUUCACUAUGCUGGGCCUGCUGGGAAGGGGUUCCUUUGGUGAAGUCUACAAGGUUCAAAAUAACAAGGAUGGCCGCCUGUAUGCUGUCAAACGCUCGCUCAAUCGCUACAGGGGCAACAGUGACAGGAACCGCAAGGUGAGGGAGGCUAGGAACCACGAGCGGGUCUGCCCGCACCCUCACAUCCUCAACUUGGUCGCCGCCUGGGAGGAGUGCGGUCGGCUGUACAUCCAGACGGAACUGUGCCACACCAGUUUGCUGCUCCACGCAGAGAGCCAGACUCCUGGUAAUGAUGAGCGUGGGGCAUGGUGGUACUUGUGCGACCUCCUCUCAGCUCUGGACCACCUGCACUCUCGCAGUUUUGUUCAUAUGGACCUGAAGCCCGCCAAUGUGCUGGUCACGGCCUCCGGGCGCCUCAAACUGGGCGACUUUGGGCUUCUGCUGGAGCUCAACGAGAGCAGCUUGGAGAAAGUGAGAGAAGAUGACCCCGGAGGAGAUCCCAGGUACAUGGCUCCUGAGCUCCUACGGGGGGAGUAUGGACCCGCCGCAGAUGUUUUCAGUUUGGGUGUUUCCAUUCUGGAGCUUGCGUGCAACAUUGAGGUCCCCAAUGGUGGGGAGGGCUGGCAGCAAAUUAGACACGGGCACCUCCCUGAGGUCGCGAGGGGGCUUUCCACCGACCUUCAGAAAGUUCUUCAGAUGAUGCUUUCUCCAGAGCCUUCAGAGAGGCCGACAGUGCCUGAGCUUCUUGCGCUGCCCGCAGUGAGGAAACACAGAUGGAAGAGACACGCUUACCUUAUUUUCACAGAAACCAUGCUGACUUUGGCCUUCUUCUGCCGGGUGGUGGUAGACUUUGGUCGGCGAAUUUUCUCUUCUCUUUACUUGGAGAGUGUCCUGCCGAGAAUUCAAGAGGACUAG
This is a messenger RNA of Hippocampus comes (tiger tail seahorse), 1488 nucleotides long. RefSeq names its product membrane-associated tyrosine- and threonine-specific cdc2-inhibitory kinase-like. Gene Ontology annotation, molecular function: protein kinase activity; ATP binding. Gene Ontology annotation, cellular component: nucleus; cytoplasm. The transcript is spliced from 8 exons. NCBI's taxonomy places the organism in Eukaryota, Metazoa, Chordata, Actinopteri, Syngnathiformes, Syngnathidae. The coding region runs from base 175 to 1488 and encodes 437 amino acids. The record is from RefSeq and is a predicted model, not a curated record. Gene Ontology annotation, biological process: protein phosphorylation; negative regulation of G2/MI transition of meiotic cell cycle; meiotic cell cycle.